UGGAGUUUGCGGCCACUCGUGUCGGAAAUCGUGGAGACCACCGACUUGUCGAAUCUCAGGAUAUUCCCCUCGAAUAUCUCAGGAACAUACAAAGGCACAUGGGAGGUCGCGCGAAAUUCCUCGUCGUCGCGAUUCCCGGACCUACAGAAGAACUCUGGAAAUAUAAUUUUUCAAUUAAAGACCAGCAGCACGGCUCGUCCCGAGGUUCACUAUGUCCAUGGAGAGGUGGUGUUGCGGGACGGAAUGUACAUUAGCGACGGCGACGUGCAUAUGAAGCUCGAAGGGGUCUACCUGCGCCCCUUCGGCCACCUUAGAAUGGUUCUCAGCAGCUCGGCGGGAGCGGACUCCACAGAAGUGGACGAAGAGAGCGCCGCCAAUGGCUACCAGCUGGAGCUGCACGACUCCAGUAAACGAGGCCAGGGAUCACCAGAACACACAGCGGUGGUGGAGAUGGCGCGGAACUGCAAGAUAAGGAUGAUCACACAUGUAUCACCCGCCGUGUGGGAGUGGCGAAACGGUGUGCAGGAGCACGUGCCGAGUCAGAUGCAGGGAUUCGUGGAGAGCGUGCAAGAAGACAUCAGCGCAGCCGCCUCCUCCUUUGCCUCUCGCCAUUCCUUCUUCAGACCAGCUGCUGCUGCCGCCUCAGCAGCUGCAGCUGGUGCCGGUGGUGCUGGUGGUAACGCUGCGGCUGGUGCCGCUAACGCAGCAGGAUCGGCAGGGAUAGGAGCGGGGCUAGGGCUAGGGUUGGGGGUAGGGAUGGGGGGAGGCGGAGGGGGAGGGUUGAGCUCAGGGAUAGGGGGCUCUGAGCUGCUGGCGGAAAGCAAGGGGGAACGGGGGGGAAUGGGCGGAAUGGGGGGAAUGGGCGGGGUGGGGGAAUCGUGGGAGGCGGACGCUGCUCUAGUAGCAGCAGAGGAUCCGGUGGGGCGGAGGGGGGCCAUGGGGGGAGGGGAGGGGGAGGGGGAGGCGGAUGAGAGUGGGGCGCCGUGCUUUGCGACUCUGCGGAUCAACGCCACUGCUGUGGAUCUGGAGGCAUAUUAUAAUAAGGCCGUCAACUAUACCCUCAUGGUCACAUUCAUCUCCUUCCUGCAAGUGCUAUUCAUCAUUCGCCAGAUGGAGCACAGCAACACACAAUCGGUGCGUCCCGUCCCGGUCCUCUUCCUUCCUUCCGAUCCCCCUUAUUGUCAUUUCCUCUUUCACUAUGCGUACAUCUUCCCUUCAUUCCCAUGUCCCCAACUCGAUUCGUGGUUCUCUUCUGGUAUUUCCUCCGUUCUUCCCAUGCGCCUUAUUCCGAUGCUCCUGCUCUGCUGCUCUUUUUGUUCUCCUCUCUCCAUCCUCACCCCUCUCUCACCCAUCCGUGCUCUUCGAUCGUCUCCCGCUCCUCCCCACCCCCCCCCUCCUCCUCCACCCGUCUCCACAUUGCAGGGAGCAGCCAAGGUAUCGAUGCUGGUGGUGGGGCAGCAGGCCAUCAUGGGCGAUCAGGCUGACGUUGGAAGAGCGGAGUCGCUAUUCAACGCCUUUGCAACAGCAGCCUUUUUCAAGUUUGUCAUCUUCUCCAUAUUUGAGAUGCGCUACCUGCUCGCCAUCUGGAAGGCCCAAU
This is a messenger RNA of Closterium sp. NIES-65, 1597 nucleotides long. The record is from the annotation of a GenBank genome assembly. NCBI's taxonomy places the organism in Eukaryota, Viridiplantae, Streptophyta, Zygnematophyceae, Desmidiales, Closteriaceae.